UACGUCUUUAUGUCGCGUGAAAGAUAGUAUAAAGAUUUCUUUCUGUUUUUGCUGCCAGAUGUUUUUAACCCCUUGUUAAUCUUAUUUCUCGCUUGAAAAGAUAAAAACUAUUGUUUGUUCAACCAUGUGAAGAAAUUUAUGAUAGGUAGCUGCUUCCUUCUUUACUCUGCUCAAUUGAGCAUUACUCUAAAGAGAUUAAGAUUAUUAGAUAAAGAUAACCGUAGUCGGUUGUUUUGAUAAAAAGAUUGAGAUGCUUGAAAUUUAGGAGCAAUGUGCAAAUCGCAGUUGAUUUUGUUAGUUUUGGUUUUUAUAAUAUCUGAAGUUAUUUGUUUUUACCACUCAUCUCGGUAUAAUGAACGAUAUCAAGGACCGUAUAGUUACAGAGGAAAUGUAGUAAUUCCAACCGAGAAGAGACAUUUUAAUACGCCAAAAUGGGUUGAUAUUUAUAAUAAGUUAAGUUCAGAUCGUAGACGAAAACAAGAUCAAUCUUUGCGUCGCCAUAGUAUGUAUGGAGAAAAUUAUAAACAGCGUUUUUCACAACAAAACAGAGCUUUUCUACCUAAAAUAAAAGCGGUGAUUGCCGUAAGAAAGACAAACAUUCCAAUGUUUCCACAACCACAACAAACUCCCGCGUAUUUAUACGAUAAACAAUGGAAAUAUAAUGCUGCUAAACGCGCUCAAUACGCUCCAGUGUCGUCCCGCUUGCCAUUUCAAAAGAACACCAUAAAAAAAGAAACGGUAAGAACGCCACAUAUUACAAACCCUUAUGCUAUGAAUCCCUACUACCGAAAUUUGUACACUAAAAGAAUUUACGUAUACGAUCCUGCAUUAUCCAAACUUCAAACUCCAAAGUUUCAAUUAACAAACAAAAAUGUACUACCUGGUAAAAACAUUGCAAUGUAUAAAAAAGUAAUAGCUGCAAAAACAAGAGCUUUACAAAACAACAAGGCUUUAUCACCAUUGGUAAGAGAAAGGAUAUCUGGAAACAAGCUAAAUAUUGCAAAACAAGCACCAAAUAAUCUUUAUGCACAGAUACAAAUGAAGAAACAUGCAGCCAUGCUGAUGAAAUUGAAAAAUGAAGCUCUGAAAAUUGUCAGCAAAAAACAUAAAGUUCUACUUGGUCUUCCCCAGUCAAAUUACAUUAAUGCUCCACUGCCCUUCCAACGUUCCAGUUUAGCCAAUAACAUUCUCAAGGUCGUGCCAUUUGGUAAGAAUCCAAUGAACAACCAGCAAUUACCAUAUAUACGUCCGAGUUCACCUGUCAAUGCACGGUCUAAUGGUCCUGUUGCUGGGCCACGCCCUUAUCCACCUAUAUCUAACUCAAAAUCGGUAGUUCAACAAAACCCCUCUUUGCUAAGCCAAUCAAGUCUAGCUCAGCAACCUUUUACCCAAAUUAAAAAUCAACAAAUGUUUCAACCAAUCUCAAAUAACCGACCACACAUCCCCCUCUUAGGUCAACACCCUGUCCAGCCAUUACUUAAACAACAUGUCAAUUCUUCUAAAUUGAACCAAAAAUCAAAUCAACCAAAAUCUCCUGUUCAAUCAGGUCAUUUGUUGCAAUCACUCUUUGAUUAUCAACGAUCUGUAUUGCUGCGAAGACAAAACAUAUCAACAUCUCGACCCUACCAACGCUCACUGCAGCGACACAGAACCUACGCCAGAAAAGAUUCCAUACACUCAGCAAAGAAACUAAAUAUUGUUGAUGAAACAGAACCACCUAACAGAUUAAUGAAUGCCAGUUUUGUAUAUAAACCUGGAAAAUAUGCCAAGAAAAUGCACAGUAUUAAGAAGACAUACGUCCCUCAUGCAUCUAGUGGAUGGAGGAGACACCAUAUAUUUCACCAGACGUCGACAGGGGAUUCCAAGCCAGCGAAUCAUCACUGGGAAUAUAAGAAGUUUCAUGUGUACCAUAAGGUUAACCCUGAACAUUGGAUAGAUACAAAAAGAGAACAUUUGACACUACCUUAUGUUAGCGACGUCACUGACAGUUUGGAUGAAAUCAGUGAUGACAAUGGCUACAGUGAUGACGAUGUAGAUGAGGAUCCAGACAACUCAAAUUUUACUUCUAACAAUCAAAAUGAGGAUGAUGACGAUGAAAAUAAUGAUCUACCAUCUGUUAAUCCUUCAAGUCACAACAAAACACCUCUGCUCAAUAUUGAAACACCAAAUAUGAAUUUUGUUCCAAAAAGUAUCAAAAGUCAAUUGGAGCAUGCUAAACCAGAAGAAUAUGACAUUGAAAAAGAUGAUGUUGCUUCCUCAAGUACACAUGAACCAAUAGUGACCAGUUUUAAAUCAAACAAUAAAAUGAAAGACAACGAUUCUGUUCGAAAAUCAUUUUUAGGUGAAGGGGAGAUAUCACCUGAAUAUAUGCAUCCGGACAUGACUGAUGAAAACCAUAACAAAAAAGCUUUAAGUGAAGAAGAAAUCGAAGCUAUGAAAGAAGAUCAGGAUGCAAAUACCCUAAUCAAAAACCAAUCAGUGAAAGGAAAGGAUGAAGAACAGCCAGAAAUAUUAGGACUAGGUAAAAAUGGAAUGACAGCUGCAGACAAAGCAUCUAUAUCAGCUAAACUUGGUAAUGGCGAUGUUCCGGAUAGUUCCGUGGUUGGUAAGGAAGGCAUAGACACGGGAAGCAUGGACAUUUCUAAAGAAUUUAAAUCACAUCCUGAUGACUUAGAAGGAAAUAAUUUGGCUUCGAAAGCGGAAACGCAACAUGCUGUGAAUAAACAGAGAAUUUCUGAUGGAGAAAUUGAUUUUCAUCAUGUAAUUAAUGAAGAUAUGUUUGACAAACAUAACCAUAAAAUUGCGAACGAUUAUGAAUCAUAUAAUGCAGUCCCAGAAGGAACGCUCCACAGUGAUCGUUCUAAUGAAGAUAACAAUGACCAUGAUCAUAUGGUUGAUGCCAGAGGUGGAAACAACGUUGAAGAUACCAUUAGAAAACUAGAGGACAAUGAUAACAUAGAAUCUGAAAAAUUAGUUAAGAAAUUCACUUCUCACUCUCGAUACCAUUCUGAACAAGCCGGGGAUAAUGAAGAAGAUGACUAUCCAUCAGAUCAUUACAGAGGCUAUCAACAAGAUGAUAAUGUACCUGAAACUCAACACUACUUCCAACCAAAUGAUGAUGCCUCAGAUGAGCAUGUUUCUAGACAUACUGAAGACAAUGAAGACGUUUUAGAUCCUAUUAAAGCUGGAGAAAGGGGUAUACAUUUAAGUGAAGAAGCUGAAAUGUCUAAAAAACUUAACAGAGAUAAUGCUGCUGAAUUAGAAAAAUUAUUCAUGAAGAAUUCCCAUGCGUCAUCAGAGAAGAAUGAUUUCGGCACUUCUUACUUAGAGAAGACGCACUCGCCUAUACAGAGUUCAAAUCCCGUAAAUACUUUAACUCCAGAAGAUGCGUUACAUGCUUUAGAUGGCAAAAAGCCCCUGUUGAAUAUGUUGUCAAAAAAUAACAAUGUUGCUGAAGAACAGAGUAACCAGGGACCUCCUGAAGCUGUUAAGAAUGCUAUAGUAUCUCCAGGUGCAUCUGAUAAAAUUCUGGAAAAUAAAACAAAAUACGUUGAAUCUCCUAAAGGAGAAGAAGGUCUUAAAGCAAACACUUCCAACAUUGCAAUAAGUAAUAUGGAGAAUGCGACUGUUGCUAAAGAAGUUGUUAGCAUUCUCGAAAGUUUAGGACAAGUUAAAACAUCAUUUGAUGGUGUUGAAAAACCGAUCUUGGUAACGGAAAAUAAUCAAACACAGGCUAGUGCUGAUAGUAAUGAACAAAAUGUUACAUCAAACAUAAAUCAGGAUUCGCAGACGACCACACUAAACCAACAGAGUUUAUCACAAGCAAAUUCAACAAACAAUGAAGUAUUAAAUUCCACUGCUGAACAUAAGUCAAACAUAACAUCAGAAAACCAAGAGGAAAAAGAAACGAAAGAAGCUGUACAUGAUUUAAGGAUUGCCAUUGGCAUUCUUGAAAAGAAAUUAGAAUUAAUAACUAAUGCGAAGAAAAAUGGAGAAAACAAAGAGAUUUACAUCGUUGAUCAAACGCGCACAUCAAAACCAAUAACCAAAAGUAAAAUAUAUAGAAGAGUUAAAAAAGAAAAAGAAAGAAAUGCUGCAUCUAAAAAUAAAUCUUCAUCAAACGUUCGAAAGAGUCAUCGAAGGAAACAUCAUAGAGUAUCGCGCAGGCAUAGAAUAUCAGAGAAUCGUCAUUACGCUUUUCAUGUAGGUGAUGACAAUUCAAAUUUAAACACAUACAAUGACGGUUACCAUAAAAAUAGAUCUCUAAUGACAAACGGUAGACGUAAGAGAAAAAUGAAAUUUAAGAGAAAAAGAAGGAGAAGAAGGAGACAUAGACAUCAUAAAUAUUCUAAUUGAAUCUGAAAUGCUCGAACCUUUUUAGUAUUUGUAGUUCUGUUUAGUUUAGUUAAUAUAUUUGGUGUCACUCUUG
Hydractinia symbiolongicarpus is the source of this 4429-nucleotide messenger RNA. RefSeq lists its product as uncharacterized. The record is from RefSeq and is a predicted model, not a curated record. Lineage: Eukaryota; Metazoa; Cnidaria; Hydrozoa; Anthoathecata; Hydractiniidae. The transcript has 3 exons. Bases 271 to 4356 code for a protein of 1361 amino acids.